GGCUAAGUUUAGAGGCCCAUAGGCCCGUUUUGAAUCAAAUCGAAAGAGUAGGUAGCACUAUAUAAACUUGUGCUUAAGCUCUAGGGUUUGUCUCCUCCGUUUACCUCAGUAAUAGUAGCAGCGGUCUUGCGAAAAUGGUGAAGGGACGCCAAGGAGAACGUGUCAGACUCUACGUCAGGGGAACCAUCUUGGGAUACAAAAGGUCGAAGUCAAACCAGUACCCAAACACUAGCCUUAUCCAGAUCGAAGGAGUCAACACUACAGAGGAGGUGACAUGGUACAAGGGAAAGAGGAUGGCUUACAUAUACAAGGCUAAGAUCAAGAAGAACGGUAGCCACUACCGCUGCAUCUGGGGAAAGGUUACAAGGCCUCAUGGUAACAGCGGUGUUGUCCGUGCCAAAUUCACUUCCAACUUGCCUCCUAAGUCCAUGGGAAUGAGGGUCAGAGUCUUCAUGUAUCCGAGCAACAUUUGAAGCGAAAGUAGAACAGCAUAAACUUUGAUUUAGCUGUUGUUUUUUUGCACUAGUUCGUUGUUUUGUAUUUGAUAUUGAAAACAUUUUCCUUUCGUUGUUUGAAUCAUGGAUCUUGUUUUUAAUCCCAAGUUAGAAUCUUUCUUCCAA
Molecule: messenger RNA, 620 nt
Organism: Brassica napus (rape)
Lineage: Eukaryota; Viridiplantae; Streptophyta; Magnoliopsida; Brassicales; Brassicaceae
Product: 60S ribosomal protein L35a-1
Exons: 4
Coding region: 135-473 (112 amino acids)
Biological process (GO): ribosomal large subunit biogenesis; cytoplasmic translation
Cellular component (GO): ribosome; cytosolic large ribosomal subunit
Molecular function (GO): structural constituent of ribosome
Source: RefSeq, a predicted model, not a curated record